Tetrahymena thermophila SB210 is the source of this 630-nucleotide messenger RNA. RefSeq lists its product as hypothetical. The record is from RefSeq and is a predicted model, not a curated record. Lineage: Eukaryota; Ciliophora; Oligohymenophorea; Hymenostomatida; Tetrahymenidae. The transcript has a single exon.
AUGGAGCAACAAUUAAUUGCCAAUCUUGUUCAUGACAACCUUAUUAGUAUCAAGGAUAAUAGUUGCUAUGAGUAAGAAGAUGAAAUGGAUUCGUGUUCUAUUAAAAAUUCCGACUAAUAUAAAAAACCUUCUCGAAAGUUAACUAUCAAAAAUUUAAAAAGCCAGACAAUAAAUGGUGACAUCGAAAUUGACAACAAUCUCUUCUAAAAUUAUAAUAAUAAAAAUUAGGAUCUUGAUAAAAGCUUAUAAUAUACACUUAAAACUAACAACCUCAUAAAAAACAUAUUAAAAAAAUUUUACAAGUUUCUAAUUGAUAAAAAAAAUAUUUAGCUAGUGUCUGAGUUUAUUAUUGAGAAACCUGCACCUUAUUCAGUCAAGCUCAUAAAGAGAUACUUUGAGAGGGUGAAUUAUAACAAUUUUUGUCUUAUCAAGAUAAUCAAGCACUAAAACUAUGGUAAAGGCUUUGAGUACUUCUUAACAUUUGAUGCAAUUGAUGAACUCUACAAAAGUAAAGUAAAGAACAUCUAGGAGCACAUAGAUUGUAUUUCAUAUUUAAAAGAAUGCUGUGCUAAUCAAGAACAAAUCAAUGAAAUAAAUUUUUAUAGAAAAAAUAAAUCUUUCUAAAUGUGA